UUUGCGCCUCGCGGAUUCCUCCCGCGGCCGUGCGUCCUCCUCCUCCCGAGCAGGCAGCGGGCGCAUGAUGGCGGCUGCGGCGGCGGCAGGGAGCGCCAGCGGCGGCGGCAGCAGCGGCGGCGGCGGCGGCGGCAGCAGCAGCAGCGACACGUCCAGCACCGGGGAGGAGGAGCGGAUGCGGCGCCUCUUCCAGACGUGCGACGGCGACGGGGACGGAUACAUUAGCAGAAAUGACUUGUUGAUGGUCUGUCGCCAACUGAAUAUGGAGGAGUCUGUGGCUGAGAUCAUGAACCAGCUGGGUGCAGAUGAACAUGGGAAGAUUUCCUUUCAGGAUUUUACAAGGUGCCGCAUGCAGCUCGUCCGAGAAAUCAGGAAGGAGGAAGUAGGUCUUUCUGAGAAGUCAGACAACUCCUGUCAAAAGAAGAAGCUGCGGGAUAGAAUUGCGUCCUGGCCCACGAGCAGCGACAACAGUUUGGGUGCCCUAUCAGCAGCCAGGGAGAGCUGGGAGUACGACUCAGGAGCCAGGGACCUCCAGAGCCCGGACUUGCAGAGUCAUUGGGCCCUGCAGAAGCUUCUCGAGCACAGUGGACGCUCUUUGAGCCAGCAGGCUGCGGCCCUCCACACGCUGCGCACACAGUCCCGGCAUUUUGGCAGCUCUGGAGGAGGAAGUUAUCUGGAGCUGGCCAACACGACAGAUCAUCCAAAAGGAACUCAAGUGUCAUCGAUCCUCUCCUGGGAGAUACAUCACCUAGGGCAAAUUGACUCCUAUCACAGGAAAGAAGUCGUCCUCACACCUGGACAGACUUCAUCACAAACUGCCAUUCCUCCUGUCUUCUCCAGCCAUUCAUUACAUCUCCAGAGAAACUGGGAGCAGGUGGUGUGGUGUGAAGCUCUUCCGACUUUUACAAACAAGCUCCACUUGGCAGCCCUGGCAUCACUCAAGGGAGAUAUAGUGGAACUUAAUAAACGUCUGCAGCAAACGGAGCGGGAACGAGACCUUCUGGAAAAGAAAUUAGCCAAGGCACAGUGUGAGCAGUCCCACCUCAUGAGAGAACAUGAGGACGUCCAGGAGCGGACGACGCUUCGGUACGAGGAGCGCAUCACGGAACUCCACAGCAUCAUUGCUGAGCUCAAUAAGAAGAUAGACCGUUUGCAAGGCACCACCAUCAGGGAGGAAGAUGAGUACUCGGAACUGCGAUCAGAACUCAGCCAGAGUCAACAUGAGGUCAAUGAAGACUCUCGAAGCAUGGACCAAGACGAGACCUCUGUCUCCAUCCCCGAAAACCAAUCCACCAUGGUCACUGCUGACAUGGAUAAUUGCAGUGACCUGAACUCUGAGCUGCAGAGGGUGCUGACGGGGUUGGAGAAUGUCGUCUGCUGCAGGAAGAAGAGCAGCUGCAGCCUCUCCGUGGCCGAGGUGGACAGGCACAUCGAGCAGCUCACCACGGCCAGUGAACACUGUGACUUGGCCAUCAAGACAGUCGAGGAGAUUGAAGGGGUACUUGGCCGGGACCUGUAUCCCAACCUGGCUGAAGAGCGGUCUCGUUGGGAGAAGGAGCUGGCCGGGCUGAGGGAAGAGAAUGAGAGCCUGACCGCCAUGCUGUGCAGCAAAGAGGAGGAGCUGAACAGGACCAAGGCCACCAUGAACGCCAUCCGGGAGGAGCGGGACCGGCUCCGAAGGCGGGUUCGAGAGCUUCAAACACGACUACAGAGCGUGCAGGCCACGGGGCCCUCCAGCCCUGGCCGCCUCACUUCAGCCAACCGCCCAGUCAACCCCAGCACUGGGGAGCUGAGCACGAGCAGCAGCAGCAAUGACAUUCCCAUUGCCAAGAUUGCUGAGAGGGUGAAGCUCUCGAAGACCAGGUCCGAGUCUUCAUCAUCAGAUCGGCCGGUCUUGGGAUCAGAAAUCAGUAGCAUAGGGGUAUCCAGCAGUGUGGCGGAACACCUGGCCCACUCUCUUCAGGACUGCUCCAACAUCCAGGAGAUCUUCCAGACGCUCUACUCACACGGAUCUGCCAUCUCGGAAAGCAAAAUUCGAGAGUUUGAGGUGGAAACGGAACGGUUGAAUAGCCGCAUCGAACACCUCAAAUCCCAAAAUGAUCUCCUGACCAUAACCCUGGAAGAAUGCAAAAGCAACGCGGAGAGGAUGAGCAUGCUGGUGGGAAAGUACGAAUCCAACGCCACCGCACUGAGGCUAGCCCUGCAGUACAGUGAGCAGUGCAUUGAAGCCUACGAACUCCUCCUGGCACUGGCGGAGAGCGAGCAGAGCCUCAUCCUGGGGCAGUUCCGGGCGGCCGGUGUGGGGUCCUCCCCUGGAGACCAGUCAGGGGAUGAGAACAUCACUCAGAUGCUCAAGCGUGCUCACGACUGCCGGAAGACAGCUGAGAAUGCGGCCAAGGCCCUGCUCAUGAAGCUGGACGGCAGCUGCGGGGGCGCAUUCGCCGUGGCCGGCUGCAGUGUGCAACCCUGGGAGAGCCUCUCCUCCAACAGCCACACCAGCACAACUAGCUCCACGGCCAGUAGCUGCGACACGGAGUUCACUAAGGAAGACGAGCAGAGGCUGAAGGACUACAUCCAGCAGCUCCGGAAUGACAGGGCCGCGGUCAAGCUGACCAUGCUGGAGCUGGAGAGCAUCCACAUCGACCCCCUCAGCUACGACGUGAAGCCCCGGGGGGACAGCCAGCGGCUGGAUCUGGAGAACGCCGUGCUGAUGCAGGAGCUGAUGGCCAUGAAGGAGGAGAUGGCCGAGCUGAAGGCCCAGCUCUACCUCCUGGAGAAGGAGAAGAAGGCCCUGGAGCUGAAGCUGAGCACGCGGGAGGCCCAGGAGCAGGCCUAUCUGGUGCACAUCGAGCACCUGAAGUCCGAGGUGGAGGAACAGAAGGAGCAGCGCAUGCGCUCCCUGAGCUCCACCAGCAGCGGUGGCAAGGAGAAGCCUGGCAAGGACUGUGCGGAUGCCACCUCCCCAGCUCUGUCACUGGCUGAACUGAGGACAACGUGCAGCGACAGCGAGCUGGCUGCCGAGUUCGCCAACGCCAUCCGUAGAGAAAAGAAGUUAAAGGCCAGAGUUCAAGAGUUGGUGAGCGCUUUGGAAAGACUCACCAAGAGCAGUGAAAUCCGACACCAGCAAUCAGCAGAGUUCGUUAAUGACCUGAAGCGGGCCAACAGCAACCUGGUGGCUGCCUAUGAAAAAGCCAAGAAGAAGCAUCAGAACAAACUGAAGAAGUUGGAGUCUCAGAUGAUGGCCAUGGUGGAGAGACAUGAGACCCAGGUGAGGAUGCUCAAGCAAAGAAUAGCUCUGCUGGAGGAGGAGAAUUCAAGGCCACACACCAACGAGACUUCACUUUAAUCGGCACUUGGGCUCCAAAGCUCUGUGGAAGCUCAACUGGAGCAGGUCACCGGCGAGAGAAGAGCCCUGGGAGACAGAGCACCUGGUGGGAGAGGGACGGAAGGGAAGGCUGGCAGGUGGGUGAGCACCUGCACGAUGGAGUACCAUGGACUCUGCUCCGGGGACGAAUGGCCUGGUGACCCCCUGCAGACUCUAGCCGGAGGAUCCCGCUCCUCCCUUUCUGGGCCCGGGGACAGCGUGUAUAUAGCUGCUGUGCGCCCUGCGCGGUAGGCCUUGCUUCUGCUUCCAGCGCGGGCACGCUCCCUCCCACCUGUUCGCUUUCUGGAGGUUGUGCCUCGGUGGUACCCUGGGCAUUCAUUUGUUUUGGAUCGUCCGUUCUUCUCUUUUUGGCAGUGACCGGCCCUCUGUCAUCCCGUUCCUCCUUUCUUUCUACUUCAGGGAUAAACACGGACACAUGUGGGAGUGCGGAGGGGAUCUUCGGCCUCUCGAACUGCUGAUUUGCUUUACUGCACCAGGCUUUGGUUUUCGAGACCCAAGUACCAGCUCUGAGACACAGGCCGUCACUCAGAGGGGCUGGGAGAGGUCGACUACAGCGGAGGGUACUCAGGCUUAGGGUCCCAGGUGCAUCUGAAGUUACAGGUAGAGCAAGCCCUACCGGAACAAAUCUGUUUGGGAGAAUGAGCACUUCUUUUACCUCUCUCCGUGGAGGAAGGGCUGCGAAGGGCACUUCCUUCUGAAUGUGGGAUUUUCCCUCCCAGUGGAGUCUUAUUAAAGCCCAGACUUAGAGCUGAGACAUCGAGUGGAACUAAACUUUUGUCAGGAGCUGCUUCAAGAGCGGAGGAGCACUGUUAGUACUUCUGCUCCCCACCCCUCGAGGGCACCCCAUAACUGCCAUUCCACAUCCAUCAAAAUUCAUCCACCUGAUAUGUACGGAGCCCUGGACCUGCCUCUGUUCUUCUCCAAGGGCAAGAGGCAGGACACCGAGCAGAAUGUUUGGCGGCCGAUCCCACCCCACCUAUUUAAGAGGCGGCUACUGAACCACCAGUUCAAGACUUCGCUCCUGCUGUUACGAAGGGAAGGGGGUGAAGGAAGGGUCGUCGAGGCCUCCUUUUGCCCACAUCCCCCGCCCCAAAGUGGUGGUUAGUAUACGGUACUUAAACAGGUUAAAUUUUAAGUAAAAUGCUGACAAGGCUGGGCCAGGACCAAAGUGCCUGAAUUCUUUCAGGAAGGCCUCCAUCUUAUACUCAUUAUUCCAUCUCCUGUCUUUCAAGUCUUCUUAGUUACCCCACAUGGAUAUAUUCUGAAGGACCACUUGCAUUUCACUCUGUAGUACUGGAAGAUCCACCCGAAGCCCCCCGAGAAUUCUAUCCCAAUGCCAGAGUUCACAAAGUUUUAGGAACAGGUCACCCCAUCAGAGUCCCAACAUCCAUGAGCUGAAGAUCUGUUUUCAGACAACCUGAUACAAGUUCCUCAGCCUUCUUUGCAAUGGAGAAGCCACUCCAACCACCACCUUGGAGGGCAGAGCAAUUCCAGCCCAAAAGCAACCACCCUUCUUUCUUAGGCCCACAGUGAGGCUUUCCCAAAAACACCACCAAAAACCAAAAAAACUGUUACCAGGCUGGAAGGACCAGCUUUUGGCUGCUUUGAUCACUGUGAAAGUGCCCACUGGCUCCUGAUUCUGUUAUGAAUCUACCAUUUAGUCAAGGUUGGUUCUUGUGAUUUUUUUUUUUUUAAUCGAUUUUUACUCUUUGGAUAAAGUUUCAUUUUGUCAUAAGGAAAAUGUGACUGAAGUUCUAUGGGGGGGGGGGGAGGGUGUUUAAAAGACAAAAUACUGGUUUUCCCCAUUUUUCCAAGGGGAAGUAUUUGAGACUGAACAUUCAAAACAGACAGCUUUCAUCUUCACCAACCCUGAGAAGUAUAGCUGACACAUGAACAUAAUCCUGUCUGCUGACUUCUGUCUCAUUCUUGGUCCAAGUUCAAAGAAAACUCACCCUUUUUAGGGUCAUGUAACUCUUCCAGGCCCAAGAGGUCUCUUCUCCUCCAUUAUAAGCCCAAGUAUUACUGACCCUACCUGGCCUCCUUUCAAAUUUAUACUUCAACAUAAUACUUUUAAAUAUGUGGUGAUUGGGUGAAAACUCUUUCCCCAGAAAAACUGUUACUUUUUAUAAAUACGUGGAAUAAAAAAAAAAAAAAGCAAUUAAAUAGUUGAUUUCCUUUCCUUGUAUUUUUCAAAUGCUCCCUAAGAGAAGAUCCUUGCUGAAGGUGAACCAAGAGGCAUUCAUUCAUGCUAAACGUAAAACCACACUAAUUAAAUAAUUGCAGGUACCUGAAUUUUUUUUUUUUUAUAACCUGAGUUUCUCUUUCUAAAUAGUAACUGGUUUAAUCUCUCCAUCAAAGGUAAACAAUGAUACAGAUUUAACUUGUAUGAGGUGGAAAGUCUUCAGACUUCCAUAUUUUUGUUUCCCACUUCCCGCAAUGGUUACCCCUUUCAGGCAGUCACCUUCUCUGCCCCAUCUUUGGCUCUUAGCGAAAAAGGCAUGGGAAGAAAGGAUCCCUUUCACAGUUCCCCUGGAGUGUAUUUCCCACUGCUGAAUUAAGGUAAAAACCACAGGCAAAGCAGACUUCCGUCCCGCUGGAGUGGCAUCUACAUGUGGACCUGCCGGCAGAUGUGACGUUCUGCCAAAGCCCAUCUGCACCAGCUGCCAACGCUGCUGUGGACUCGCAGGCGGUAAGACUCCUCUUGGAGACUAAGCCCGAAAAUUAUUGAUGAUUAAGUAUCUUAAGUGAUCAGACAGCUGAGAUUUAUCAUGCCCUUCCUUCCUCUCCUGCUCCAGCCCCAGAGGUAUCCUAGACGUUUCAUCAUUGCCAGUGCAAGUAACUGUUUCAGAUUCAUGCUCAUCUACAAGCAGGUCAGCUUUCUGAAGUUAAUAUCCAAGCUGCCUGAAGCUGGAAUGUUAGGUGAAUAAAAACUUAAGUGCCAGUUAAAGAGAAUGGCUUAAUAUCUCCUUUGAGAUGCUUGCAUUUGUUGCUGUCUUCCUCUGAGCCUGCAGCAAUACUUUCACGGGGAUCUCAGAGAACUUCAAAUUAGAGCAUUAACAUUCUCACUACUCUAGGAAGGCAGUCCAAAUUAGAGCCGCUAUUUCUUCUUAAAAACUGUUAAAGUAGUAAAAUCCUUACUAGCCUCAUCCUAAGAAAAACUUAAAACUGUAUGAAAAUCUCCUAGUUCCUACCUGCAUACCAAUUACAUUUUUUUAAAAGAAAAAACAUACCCCCAUAGUUUUACCUCACCUGGACUGGAAUAUGCCACUGGCAUGAGUUAGGAACCUCAUAGCUGCCUGUUCCCUUCCAAAGGUGUUCCCACGGCCUGCUCACAUUAUCCUGCAAUUAUUUUUAAGCUCUAUCAAUUGUCUUUAAGCUCUCAAGAGUUUGGGGUGUCAUGCUCAUAUUUUUAGUAAGACAUUCAGACUACAGAAAACACCCAAAGGAUCCCUAAAACUUUCAAGCCAUUUGCAAACGCCUAACUGGAAGCUAUGUGUCGUCCAUGAAACUAUGUAAAGCGAAAAGAUCAUGGGAAGGUUAUAGCUGUACCUGUAUUUCUAGAUGCAGCUGAGAGAACAUUUUUGGAGGCCGAAAGGGAGAGAAUUUUUUGAUGAGUGAAAUUUCUGCAUUGAAUUGAGUUAGGGUGCAGCCACAGGGUUGCCAAGGUUUUCUGGGAGGGAAGGGAAGAUUAGUAACGUUUUUGAGAUUUUUUUUUUUUUCUGCAUUAAGUGAUAGCUUUGUAGAACAAGAGCAUUAA
Lutra lutra (Eurasian river otter) is the source of this 7142-nucleotide messenger RNA. RefSeq names its product MCC regulator of WNT signaling pathway (gene MCC). The record is from RefSeq and is a predicted model, not a curated record. Gene Ontology annotation, cellular component: cytoplasm. Gene Ontology annotation, molecular function: calcium ion binding. The transcript has 20 exons. Lineage: Eukaryota; Metazoa; Chordata; Mammalia; Carnivora; Mustelidae. Gene Ontology annotation, biological process: negative regulation of canonical Wnt signaling pathway. The coding region runs from base 65 to 3346 and encodes 1093 amino acids.